CUCGGGCGCUCCGUGCCGGCGGAACGCGGCGAGGGAGCGGCGGACGCGCCCGGACGGCGGCCGGCAGCGGGCGGGGCGGGGCGGGUUCCCCCGGCGGCGAGGCCGCGCUUCCGGCGAGCGGCGGUGACAGGCGGGCGGCGGCAGCGGCAGUCUGUGUUCUAGACACUGCAAAGUAAACUGUGAUAUUUGGGGACCAUGGCUACAGACCCACUCUCGGAGCUUCAGGAUGACCUGAACUUGGAUGAUACCAACGAGUCCCUCAGUCAGCUCAAACUGGCCUCCAUAGAUGAUAAGAACUGGCCAGCAGAUGAAGUCCCUGCUUUUCCCAAAUCGGAUGACUCCAAAGGCUCCCCUGAGCCUGUCACUCACCUGCAGUGGAAUGAUCCCUACUAUGAUAUCGCCAGGCACCACAUUGUGGAAGUAGCAGGUGAUGACAAAUAUGGAAGAAAAGUCAUUUUGUUCAGUGCCUGCCGGAUGCCCCCAAGUCAUCAGUUAGAUCAUGUGAAACUGCUGGGGUACCUGAAAUUCACACUGGACCAGUAUGUGGAGAGUGAUUACACUCUGGUGUACCUGCACCAUGGCCUGACCAGUGAGAACAAGCCAUCCCUGAGCUGGUUGCGGGAUGCCUACAGGGAAUUCGAUCGCAAGUACAAGAAGAACAUCAAAGCCUUGUAUAUUGUGCACCCAACCAUGUUCAUCAAGACCUUGCUGAUACUCUUCAAGCCUCUGAUUAGCUUUAAAUUUGGACGGAAGAUUUUUUAUGUGAAUUACCUUAGUGAGCUGGAGGAGUAUGUGAAGCUGGAACAGUUGGGGAUCCCAAGCCAAGUGCUGAAGUAUGAUGAAUACCUGAGAUCCCUGCAGAAACCUUUGCCCCAGAAGCCAACACCUCCACGCCCACCACUGCCAAACCAGCAGUUUGGAGUCUCCCUACAGCAUCUCAGGGAGAAGAGCCCUGAUCAGUCUGCUGUUCCUCUGGUGGUCAGAGACACCAUUGCUCACUUGCUUGAGCAUGCUCUUAAUACAGAGGGGAUUUUCCGGAGAUCAGCAAAUACACAGGUUGUCAGAGAGGUCCAGCAAAAAUACAAUAUGGGCGUGCCCGUAGAUUUCCAGGAGUAUGAAGAUGUCCACCUCCCUGCUGUGAUUCUCAAGACCUUCUUGAGGGAGCUACCUGAGCCCCUCCUCACUUUUGGCCUCUACAGCCAUGUUGUCAGUUUCCAGAGUGUGGAGGAGGUGAAACGUGUGGAUAUUGUCCGCAAAACACUCCAGGAUUUGCCAGAAGAAAACUACCAAGUGCUCCGUUUACUGACAGCCUUUCUGGUGCAGGUCUCUGCUCACAGUGACAGAAACAAGAUGACAAACACCAACCUGGCAGUUGUGUUUGGCCCAAAUCUGCUCUGGGCCAAAGAUGUGGCCAUCACUCUAAAAGCCAUCAAUCCCAUCAAUACCUUUACCAAAUUCCUGCUGGACCACCAGAAGGAGCUGUUUGAGGCUGCGGAGGCCUGAAUCCAGGCCAGCCCACACCUGCACACUGUGCCCACCUUCCCCCUUCUUUGUCUUGGAGCUGUGACCAAGCUGUCUCCAGUACAAAGGGACCAUUGAUCUUCUGGGUGAUGAGCAGAGUGAGGGCUGUGGAGAUGAUGGUGAAAGUGUGCAAGUAAGUGAGCAGGAGACCUGCAGCUCUGGAUGGGCAGGGGAGCUGGUCUCCCAGCUGCUGAGACUGGAGUCCUAACCCACCUGUGCAGCUCCUCCAGGGCUCAUCACCAGUCUUCUGCCCUAUCAGAUGACCUGCCUUUCUUUCCUCCCUCCCUUACGUGCCGUUUUUCUGCCCUCCUGGUCCCUUCCUCAGCACAGAUCUUUUUGUUCGAGCUCCCAGUAGCCCCAGCUCACCCCUCCUUGCCUCUACUGGGCUGUCUGGGCUAGGGCAGACUUGCUGGUUUUUGUGGUGGAGACAUUCUUACUGUGAGUGCCGUUUCUCAGCACUGAACAUGCAUCCUGCCUUUCCCCAGGGGCACCUAAAGCAGGGAAAGGAGCAGCAGCCCUUGUGCUUCAGGUAGCAGCAUGUCCUGCAUUUGCAAACACCACUCUAGACCCCCUGCUUCUGGCAGGCAUGUGAAGGACAGGCUCAUGGCAGUGGGCUAUUAGCUGUCAGACUCCAAAACAAUGAAGGUGAGUUUAGCCCAAAGCCCAGCCCCUUUGGGGUCACCUACUCCAGGUACUAUUCAGUGUUUGCUGGACUGUAGUGGGUGACUUGCCUCCUGUAGUUAUCUAGCUCAGGUGUGUUUGUCCCUCCAGCAGCACUUCCAGCCUGGCUGGGAAGGUUCAUGCCAGGCCUGGCUGUGCAUGCAGGCCAGCUGUGACCCUUUGACAGCUGGUGAGUCUGAAUGGCAGGAGUGAGUGCCUUGGUGGCACUGAGCUGCUGAACACCAUGAGGAUCACCAUCUGUCCUGGCAGCAGCACAGAAGGGCCUCCUCUUCUGGCAUAUGUAUCUGUGCGGACUGGCACAGACCACCUUGACUAGUUAGUUGUCUUUUUGAGCACAACUUUCCUCAGCACAGUGUAACAGAGCAUGGCCUUGAGGGAAGGUCUGGGGACUGGGGCUAACCCUCACCAUGGAGUGCACAGUGCCUGGGUUACAAAUUUCUGCCCAGGUGCUGAGUACUCAUGUGCCAAAGCUGUGAGGUUACAGCCAUUCCAUGUCAAGGGCCUUUGCCGUGUCUCCUCCGGGGUUCAUAUCUUCCACCCUGCCACCUGGUCAGAUGCAUCCUGUAUGCCCUGGGCACAGCUGGAGAGAUUGUGUUCUCUGCAAGGCAGGCUCAGAGUGGGGUGGUCCUGGCACCUCCCUGGAGCAGCUGCGAUACUGUUACAGCAUCUCUUUUGGGUUUGGGUUGCCUCAUUCCCAUUACCUGAACUGAAAGAGAUCCUUCUCCUCAGCCCGGGCCUGUCAGGGUUUUAGGAGGGAGCUUCUAGCCUUACUUCACUGGUGUGAUUUAUCUUUGUAUCUUGUGCCCUGUGUGCCUGGGCCAGACCUCCCUGCUGCAUCUGGCCUCAGGGAAAAAUCUUUUGGACCAAGCAGAACUGUUUUUUUAAAAGCUACUGGAUGCUAAAUAGAAUUUGCUUUUUCAUAAUAUUUUAACCUGCCUUUAAACACUGACCAAGGGUCGGUGCCCUGGUGUAAUCAAAGUAAGUGGCAUCUGCUGCAGGAAUUAAGGAGACUGCUUUUUGCUAAACUCUGGAAUGGGGAUGGGUGCAAACAUAGGGAGCUCUGCAGGGCAGCUAGGUCCAGCCAGCUGGCUUGGAGGAGGCACACCCACAUGUGGGUGGGAACAGUGAACAAGAAAGUGAGCAUUACUAAGACUGGAGCAAGAGAUGUUGUAAGACAGGACUGGAUCUGAUCCUUUCUAGAUACUGGGAGACUUUGCCCUAUGGAGGCUACCAGGCUGCUGACUUCUUCAUCUCCUUCCAAGAGUAGGAGCCUUCCUUGUUUGGCCAAGAUAUGAAUUGUUUCAUCCUGAACAAUUCACAGCAGUAACUAAAUACAUGUUUUUUGAGGGAGAAGUAAUCUGCUCCUAAUUCAUCUGUAAUCUCUUCUAGAAUGAGUUAGCAGGGCAGAUGGGCUGUGGAGGAGUAAUCUGGGGUGGACUAGUGUGGAGAGAGGUGUACUUGCCCCAGUGUUUAAGGAGCAAGGCUAAGCGAAGUGCAGCCCCUCUUUCCCUGCAGGUGCCCUGCUCUGUGGAGGCUUUGGUAGGGGGAGAAGGAGACUUGGUGCUCUGACUGUAUCUGCAGCUGACACUGGCUUCUCCUUCAUUUCCCUAGAGGAAAGGCAAGCCCAGCUAACCUCUGGGACAAACGCCGAAGCUUGGCAACCUGGAAUCCAAGUGCCUGCGUGCAUGAGGCCUGGCCCUACGCACUCUCUGGGGAAGUUGGCAUGUUCUGGCCUUGCAGAGCAGCAAGGACUGUUCCCUGCCCAGUAGCCAGAGGAGCAGAGCUGGAGUAGUUCCUCUCCAGGGGGAAAGUGGGGAAUACUGCAAGUGUCUGAGUUCUGGCUGGAGUUUGAUGGUUUAUUUUAGGGGUUUUUUAUGGGAUUUAGGUUUUGGUUUGUUUUUUUUUUUUAGUGAAUUCUUGAAAUUAUGUUUCCCUUUUUAGCAAAAUAGAGGCUGGUUCAUCCCCUGCAGGCAGGGAUAAAAGCCUGCUCCAGUUCAGUGCCUGCAGGGAGCAGAUUCAGAGUGUUGAGGGAACUACUACUGCUCAUGGUGGGAAAGUGCUUGCAAAUCCUGGAAGGGACCCACUGUAAAUAUCCCCUUUCCUCUACUGCUCCUUGUGCUGGAGCUGCUGAGGGCCCUGGAGCAGGCACAGUAACCAGGGUUGCUUUUGCAGUCUAUUCUCCUGAAUGCCUUGUAUUGAAAUACUCCUCCUAUGAUCUGAGCAAGGAACUGGCCUGGGCCUGUCUGCAGCCUGUGUCAGGUGGGUGGUCACCAGAGGCUGCACUUGCCAAGGCCAGGAGGUUAAAUUCCCUCCUCACAUGGGCAGGGUCCUGGCUGGGCUGGGUUUCUCUGCCUCAUAGAGGUUGGGGGUGGUAUACAGUUAAGGUGCUGCUCUUGUGUUGGUUUUCUCCUUGCUGUAGAGCUGCCCAAGGGUCUCUUCCCUGGCUUACCUUUCAGGUUAGCUAUUAGCCAUUUCUUCCUGGGGGGGUACCUGUUCUGCACCAACCUCCUGCUUUUAGUACCUAGAACAUUCCCCUCUGCUAGCCAAGCCUCCUGCUGUCUUAAUGGCCUCUGUUCACUCCCUGGCCCAAGCUGUGAACUGACACCAGAACUUUUGGGUGAUGCAGGGGUUCUGGGGCCAUCCAGAUGCCUUGUGUGCUAACACAAGAGAGCUGAGGGCCAGUUUGGUCCCAGUUUCCUUUUAUAUGCACAGGGGCUCCUGUGCAAAAAUUUCAGCUUUGCUUUUAUUGCUGGCAUUCCCUGCCUUCUUCUUUGUUCAUGUUCAUGAGGUGCAGGCCUGGGUUUUCACGGUUCACACUGUUUUUCUUUUAAUCUGCACCGAUCUUGUAUUUCACAGUUUGCACUUUUUGUAUUUCAAUAAAAAUGAAAAUGUAAUCUCAGAUUACAUUGGUAUGAUGUAUGAUUUGUAUGAUGAUGACAGGUAUGUUGGUCAAGUGGCAGCAGCAGUGGCACAUCUACAAAAAACAAGUAAGGCUAUCUAUGCUGCAAACCACAACCAUGCUGCAAGGGAGGAAAGAAAGUAUGAAAUGCCUCCUAUGUGAGUAACUCCGAAGAAAUACUAGUUUGCAGGAGCCUUGGGCUGGAAAUAGAGUUUAAAAAGUUGUAUGUAUUUGGCUCUUUCCUGAAGAGGGCUAUUCUUCCACAUUAUCAUCUUCCUGUCAUGAUGAACAGUCUGCCUAGGACUGCCCAAGGGUGCCAAGUGGGAGCCACUUUAGGAUUAGUUAGCCAAGUUUAUCCUGUGGGCAGGUGAUACACAGAAGACGCCUGCACCUUCUCAUUUCAGUGUAUGUGGAUUGCCAACUGGUCUGGUUAGGACCACCACACUCCCCUUGAUCCAUAUUCAGUUCAUUACCUUUUCCUAAAGACUGCAAUUUGCCUGUUACAUCAGUAAGCUUUUUGACUAGGAUGCAAGAAUUAGGAGUAGAAUGGAGAGCACUGGAGCUAAAACCAUCAGCACUGGGCAGCAGCCUGACUGCUGGGCUGUCAGCAAUGAUGUGGCAGGGUGUGUUAAUGCUGAUGUCAACACUUGCAUGUCUAAACAGUGUGCUGCUUGUCAGUUCUUACUGUUCAUAAACUGUCCAGUUAAGGGCUUCCCAGUUGCCAGUUCCCCUUCUGCAUGUUGACAUGGCCCCUAUAAUGGGGUCAGCAUGGUUAACAUGCCAACUAUACAGCAAGAUCUAUCAAACCUCAUCUCAGUGUAGCAGCUGGUCAUGGCUCUGGGCUUUGUCACAUUGACCUGCCUGGCACUGUGUUGUAGCAACAUCAACUCAGAGGAGCUGGAGAGCAGGCGCAUCUGUCCCUGACAGGGAGCUGGCAUUGGAAGGACCUAUGUUAUGUGCAGCCAUGGGCAGUGCUGAACACAGUGUGAACACCAUUGCAACUGGCCCGAUAGCUUUAUGGACACUGUUUGGAGAACAUUAUUUAUAAAUACAUACAGUAGGCUCACAAGGUAAUGUAAUUUAAUUGUUCAUGACCUUGGUGAUGAAUCAUACUUCUGUGAUUGUUCACUUUCUCGCUUAUUUGCUGAUGGCUUUUCCAGUCCCUUGUCUUACUGGUGACACGGUGUAAAUGGUGGAUACUGAAAGCCCUGUAGGAAGCCCCAGAUUCCACAGGAUGGUUUUUGUGAGUUUUGAAACUGUACCAUAUAAUUUUUAAGUUCAUGAAAUAACACUCAUAAAUACACACAUAUACAUGCAUAUAACGUAGACAGAGACAAGUUGAUGUCCAUAAGAUUGCAGUGAGAUGCUCAGUUUACUGUGUUACCUUCUGAACAUGUGAUAAAAGCAAUCUCUCUUAAUUAGUUAUCCUUGUAUCCCAAGCUGGAAUAUUCCCUUCAUAGAAGCUUCUAAUACACAGUUAUUUUUCUUUUUUUUUCUCCCCAUUCCUGCCACUUUAUCCACUGUAUAUUUUUUAUAAUAACCAGACACCCUUUACACUGUACACAGAUUUUUAUAAUCUUGUCUUUCCAUUAAAGGGAAGGUGUUAGCACCAUACCUGGCAUUGUGUGUUAUACAGGGUUAACUUUCAUCAAUACUAGAAUAGAGCUGUUGAGUGGUUAUUCUUUCCACAUUAUAUUAGUCUCUGCUAUCCCUCCUGUCAACUCAAAACAGUCCUAUGCUUCUUUAUAGCAUGUAGUAGCAACCCUGUACAAUGCAAAUUCUGUGGGUAUAUUUUUUUCCCCUUUUCCCACCCCUUUCUUUUGGAAAUGAGUUAAUAUUUCAGUUUCCCAAUUUGCUGGUGAGGGCAGCAGGAUCAAACACUGUAUGACACCUGUUCCUCCCACCUCCAGGCAUCUGUUCUGUCUGCCCCUUGCUGUCCUUCCAGUAGGUUGAUCUCCAUAGGAUCCCACUGACUGCCCCAACUAUAAUGCACCAGUCCAUUUUGCCCUCUCUGAUGGAGGCAGCAACUUGUUUUGUCCCACAUUCACUGACAGGCCCCUAACCCUCCUGUUUCCUGGAGGAAAACAAGUAUGAGCCUGGGACUGUCCCAGACCUGUUGGUACACACAGGAAAAUGCAGUGUUGCUUACAUAAAAGUUUUAUUGGAAAUUCUUUGAAUACUUGAAGUACACUGGAGACUUUCCAAAACAAUACACUUGAGGAGCCUUCCCCUCCACCCAAAGUAUCUGUAAAUCAGCAGCUACAUACUUAAUGUCCUUAAUAUUGAGUUGAGCAGAGCUGCUAAAAUAAACAGCCUUCAUAACACAAUCUGUGGCAGGCCACAGCAGCUAGAUCUUUACUGAAGCAGAACAUUUGUGCAGUGGCCAGGGAACUCAGAGCCUAGAUGUAGCAACUGUGUAUUGAAAUUGAGGACUGUUCAGACUAGAGGCAGGUAAACUCAGCCCUGGAGAAUCUUAUUGCUAUGGCCAUCCAGCUCAACACUAGCAGCUUAAAUAGGCAAUUUUCCAGCCUUUUGAAGAGAAGAAAAUGUGCUACAGUGCCAUUCUGCCUUAUGAGCUGUGAGAGCUGUAGCCAUGUUAGGAACUCCAUCAAUAAAAGAGCACAAGUACAAGCCCUGACCUCCUGGGUGGGAUUAACAAGAAUGGCAGUGCUUCAUGCCAGCUCCACAACUCAUCAGCAGAAGAGCACAGCAGGAGUGCUGGCUAGAGGAAGUUUAACCUCAAUUUUUUUCUAUUCAUAUGGUGUGAACCAGCACUUCACCUCAUCUCUGCUGCUCUGCAGCCCAGAAAGUGUGACUUUUAAGUGACUAAAGGUGACAACCACCUAUCUAUCAGCUACUUCCUACAAAGUGGUGGACCAACUUCCUGAAAACAGGUGAGAGGCAAUUGAUCCAUUAAUUCCUUGUGUUCCUGCACCCUUCUGCGACCCUUUCCACCUGUGAAACAAGGUGGCUCUUGGAUGGGGAUCAAGUAUUUGUUUCAGCCCAUCUUACUAGAGCUGUGUUACAAACUUUCAUCUUGGAAGCUUGCUUAAAUGUUUGUGCAUCUUACUUUGCACGGACAAAGCAUUUCCAUGUGAAGUUGCUAAAAAGUUGAAUUGGUUGAGUAAAAUAAAAAGGUUCUGGUGGGCAACUUUCCUUCAAUGAAGCUCUUACCUGGAGUUUUAGAACUUAAAAGGCUUCCCACCAAACACAUCUC
Messenger RNA from Poecile atricapillus (Black-capped chickadee), 8318 nucleotides. RefSeq names its product Rho GTPase activating protein 1 (gene ARHGAP1). Gene Ontology annotation, cellular component: cytoplasm. Bases 196 to 1503 code for a protein of 435 amino acids. The record is from RefSeq and is a predicted model, not a curated record. Lineage: Eukaryota; Metazoa; Chordata; Aves; Passeriformes; Paridae. The transcript is spliced from 13 exons. Gene Ontology annotation, molecular function: GTPase activator activity. Gene Ontology annotation, biological process: small GTPase-mediated signal transduction; negative regulation of endocytic recycling.